This is a messenger RNA of Tauraco erythrolophus (red-crested turaco), 1184 nucleotides long. The record is from RefSeq and is a predicted model, not a curated record. Lineage: Eukaryota; Metazoa; Chordata; Aves; Musophagiformes; Musophagidae.
CGCAGCGGUUAGCCCGACCGUUGGGGGGGAAACCUGGGGCGCCGAGCGCUCAGUCCCGACCGAGCCCCCCGCGCUGUGACUGCUCCGCCCUCUCUUGCAGGAGGUAUGUCGCCGGAGGACAGUGUAAGUCCACAGCUAGGCUGGAGGGCAAGGUGGUGAUAAUCACAGGAGCCAACACGGGCAUCGGGAAGGAGACUGCCAGAGACCUCGCACGACGAGGUGCAAGGGUGAUUGUCGCUUGCAGAGACAUAGUGAAGGCAGAAGCUGCAGCCAGUGAAAUCCGAGCUGAGACAGGGAACCAGCAAGUCAUUGUGAAAAAACUGGACUUGGCUGAUACUAAGUCCAUCCGGGAGUUUGCUGAAAAAUUUCUAGCAGAGGAGAAGGAACUCCAUAUUCUUAUUAAUAAUGCUGGGGUAAUGCUGUGCCCUUACUCCAAGACUGCUGAUGGCUUUGAGAUGCACCUGGGAGUCAAUCAUCUUGGUCAUUUUCUCUUAACCUUCCUAUUGCUGGAGCGUCUGAAGCAGUCUGCCCCAGCCCGCAUAGUGAACGUGUCCUCACUGGCUCAUCACGGAGGCCGAAUCCGCUUCCAUGAUCUCCACGGUGAGAAGUGCUACAAUCGUGGCCUCGCCUACUGUCACAGCAAAUUGGCUAACGUGCUCUUCACCCGGGAGCUGGCAAGGCGGCUGCAAGGCACUAAAGUCACAGCCAACGCCCUCCAUCCUGGUUCUGUCCAUUCUGAGCUGGUCCGGCAUUCGUUUGUAAUGUCGUGGCUGUGGAAUAUAUUCUCUUUCUUCUUGAAGACACCUUGGGAAGGAGCUCAGACCAGUGUCUACUGUGCAGUAGCAGAGGAGCUAGACUCUGUGACAGGACAGUAUUUCAGUGAUUGCCAGCCAGCAUACGUAUCUCCACGGGGUCGGGAUGAUGAGACAGCAAAGAAGCUCUGGAGUGUGAGCUGUGAGCUGCUUGGCAUCCAGUGGGACUGAGCAGUGUGUUCCUGGCUGAGCCCAGCGAUGCUUCCCCUGAGAAGAGCACUACUGAGACACCUCAAGACUUGGGCAGCUGAAGUAUCAGCCUUCUUAGUGAUGGCUCCAUGGACAUGAGCUAAUGUGAAUUUCUGCAAUAUUACACUUAAGGACUGAGAUUUGUAAGCAACCAGUCCACCUUCCUAGCUGCAGAAUUAGAGC